AUGGAGCUAUCGCAAGAUUCCGAUAUCUGGAACCCGGCGCGCCUUAGGACACCUUCAGUCGAUUACCGCGCAGAUAAGCCGCCUAAUCGACUCUUUGUGUGUCGUGAUCCCCUCGCCUUCGUGCUCUUUGUGUGGCUGUCCGUCUUUCUCCGUGCGUGCGGUGCCUUGCGAAAGGCACUCGAGAAAUUUGCUUGUCUUCCGUCAAUUCGCCUCACGGCCGCCACCAUGGCGGCCACGGUCAAGGUAUUUCUGUGUUUUGUGGCUGAAGAGAAUGACGACUCCUUCGCCACCAAAGUGUGUCCCGUGGGUGAUUUGGGCUCGUAUAUCGGCAAAUUGCAGGAUAUGCUUUCUUACGGUGAGUACCAGCGCCAGCUGCUCGCAGGGUCUUGGACUGCACGUUGGCUCGUGGUCGGAGGUUUGAGAUGUGAGUACCCUGAGUACAAGUGGAAAGGUGUGAGUUGAUAGUGCUGUGACAAACAGAUAUAGCUGCGUUCGUGAGUAUAUACAUUACCUAGUAAUAGAAUUUUACUUCAAGAAUUGGACGAAGAUC
Messenger RNA from Gryllus bimaculatus (two-spotted cricket), 550 nucleotides. The record is from the annotation of a GenBank genome assembly. NCBI's taxonomy places the organism in Eukaryota, Metazoa, Arthropoda, Insecta, Orthoptera, Gryllidae.